AUGGCGGAGCCGACGGACUCAAGCGUCCCUCCUGGUGAAUCGGUCAACACCGCGACCGAACCAAAUGCGCCAGCGGAGGCGGCCCAACCACCAGCGCAAAGAGAGCCAACUCCAGCAGAACCGAAUCAGUACGCAGAGCCAAUGCUAGAGCUCCCACCGUCCUAUGAACAACCCGCCGAACCAGCCUCAUCCGCAGGCCCACCCCAGACCGUGAAUCCAGAUCAACCUCCGGAAGAAACCAGCCAGCCAAUUCAAGUGCCAGCGCCUGAUGUUACGUUGCCGUCGAUUGAAUCAUCGCUUCCUGCGAUAGAUUCAUCACUCACGGCCCUGGAAACAUCGCAUGGAUUCGACGAUGCGGAAUUGCACUCCUUCGAUGAAUUACCUCCAAUUGGCUCAUCUAGUGCCCAAGAUCUAUCACUACCGGCAAUCGAUACAACUUUGCCUUCCCUCGAUCACUCUUUACCAGCAAUCGGAACCGAUAUUCCAACAAUGGAUGGUGAUCAUUCCUUCGACGACAGCCAUCUGGAUCAUCACGAUCCACAUUCUGGUCUCCCGGACACUGGACACGACACGAAUCAACACGACACAAAUGGCGGCCACUACCAACCGCCCAAUGGUACAUAUCAAUAUGCGCACAGUCCCGUCCAGCCUCAAGGACAGCCCUCGCAGGCGCAUUCCCAGCAUCAGUUUCAGGCACAGCCUCAGCAUUACCAAAAUCCCGACAUGUACCACAACACUGGCCAGGCACAGGUUCCUCAAGCACCGAUUGGAUCACCUCUCCCCAACAACAUGCCUCCAAUGGCAUCCAUGAGCUACAUGACUGGAUAUCCUUCCAACAUGGGUCAAGGGAAUGCGCAGAUGCGGUACCAGCUACCGGGGGACCCGAACAAGAUGCUAUCCGGCAAUAGACACAAGAAAGAAGUCAAGCGACGCACAAAAACCGGUUGUUUAACCUGUCGCAAACGCAGAAUCAAGUGCGACGAAGCCCAUCCCGUGUGCAGAAAUUGCGUCAAAAGCAAACGCGAGUGUUUGGGCUACGAUCCUGUCUUCAGGACCCAAGCGUCAACUCCUUCAGCUAUCCAACCAGCUCCUAAUCCUCCUCCGUCGCUGGUUGUCAACCCUCAAGGCCCUUCUACCAUACCAACAACCCCUUCCUAUCCCUCCGCGCCUCCAGGGUACAUGCCCGCUUCUUCUCAGCCAUUUGCGCCUUCUCUCCACUCCGAAUCACCCUCCGCCUCUACCGAUCACCACGAGCACGGAGCUACCCUUGAUCCUUCGCUGGACCAAACAAAUCAUACAGACAUGCAGAACGCAGUACAACGUCCCCAGGGUGAGCCCUCAUAUAAAGCCAAAAACCUCCAUGUCAACGACCUUUUCUCCUUGAGGGGAAUUGCCCCUCCUCCCCCUCACCCUGUCGCAACUCUACCACCCGGUCGUCUCGAAGAAAUCCAGGCUGUCUUCUUGGCUACAUACGCACCUGCCAUCGACAAACUCCUCGAAAUCCGUUGGUACUCGGAAAAGGCUCUCUCAUUCCUGAUGGCCGACUCCCAGCUCAUGGCUGAUUAUUCGGCUUUGAUUGAUGCAUUUAACGAAUGGAAUCUUCAAGAUGGAGAAACACUUGCUCGUUUAGAGAGCUUCGAGGCUUCGAUUAUCUGGAAGAGCAUGGCGUUGUGUCGCCAAGUGCCUGAUGGAGAAAGUGGACAACAGGGUCGUGACUGGAACUUAUGUGUAGCAUGCGCUCGAUUGAACGUCGUCGAGGCCUUGCUUACAUGGAACCACCUAGACUCAAAUUUCCUAUCUCGGGAGCUUGUCAUGGACGCCGCCAACCCCCCAAACACCCCAGACCAAUUCCAGAGCCGCCAAUUAGAUUUCUGGGACCAGGUCGGAGAAUUCCUCACGCUUUACGACAAUGAAGCAAGCUCGGCCAAGCAGAUCGAUGACACGCUGACUCGAUGCCGUCAAUUGCUGGAUACAUACGAAAACCGCGACAUUAUUUACUCCAUCACCGUCGCACGCCAUUUGGGACAGCGCUGGGCUGAUUUCCCCAACAGCUUGCCCAAGGUCGGCUAUACAACCGAGAAAGAGGCGGGGACCAAGCUCUUCGUUGCGCAAAAGUUCCUCGAAGAAGAAGCAGAGGGCAAGGGCACCACACAAAUCUACAAGCGCAUUUGCUGUAUGGCAGUUCGCUCGUGGUGGGUUGCCCGUGGAUAA
Penicillium nucicola is the source of this 2211-nucleotide messenger RNA. Its product is annotated as putative C6 finger domain protein. Lineage: Eukaryota; Fungi; Ascomycota; Eurotiomycetes; Eurotiales; Aspergillaceae. The coding region runs from base 1 to 2211 and encodes 736 amino acids. Gene Ontology annotation, molecular function: zinc ion binding; DNA-binding transcription factor activity, RNA polymerase II-specific. The transcript has 3 exons. The record is from RefSeq and is a predicted model, not a curated record. Gene Ontology annotation, biological process: regulation of DNA-templated transcription.